This is a messenger RNA of Truncatella angustata, 1257 nucleotides long. RefSeq lists its product as uncharacterized. The record is from RefSeq and is a predicted model, not a curated record. Lineage: Eukaryota; Fungi; Ascomycota; Sordariomycetes; Amphisphaeriales; Sporocadaceae. Gene Ontology annotation, biological process: RNA processing. Gene Ontology annotation, cellular component: nucleus. Bases 1 to 1257 code for a protein of 418 amino acids. The transcript is spliced from 2 exons. Gene Ontology annotation, molecular function: mRNA binding.
AUGAGCGAUCAAGAGGUCAAGGCCCCCGAGGCUGUCGAUGUUCAGAUGCCUGACACCACCACCGAGCUCCAGCCUGAUGCCCAAGUCGACACCAAGACCGAUGCAACUGAGCCUGAGACUGAGCCCAAGCCUGAGUCUAGCACCACUGAGGAAAAGCCCUCCGAGGUGGCACCAGAUGCCCAGGAUGAUGGCAAGACCGAUAGCCAGGGGCCUAGCAUUAACAACCCACCCAAAGACAUGCUCAAGGUUAAGCGCCCUGAGACCACCAAGAAGGGCAAGACUGGCAACAAGUUUGACGUCUCGGACCUUCCAGAGACUGAUGAUCCUGACUUGAUCCGCCGCCAGAUCCAAUUCUACUUCAGCGACAGCAAUCUCCCGACUGACAAGUUCCUGUCUGAUCUCACUGGUCUGGCCGAGAACAAGCCUGUCCCUCUCAAGACCAUCUGCUCCUUCAAGCGCAUGCGCCGCUUCCAGCCUUACUCCGCCGUUGUCGCUGCCAUGAAGGAGAGCAAGGAUCUUAUUGUCGACGGCCCUGAGGGUGAGGAGACUCUCCAGCGGAAGAAGCCCUUCGAUCCUACAAGACGUACCAAGAUCGACGAGCGAAGCGUCUAUGUCAAAGGAUUCGGUGAGGAGGGCCAGUCAACUCAGUUGGAUAUCGAGGCCUUUUUCACACAGUUUGGCGAAACCAACUCCGUCCGCCUUCGACGUGGAGACGAUGGCGGUUUCAAGGGUUCCGUCUUCGUUGAGUGGGCCGACCAAGAGGCGGCCGACAAGUUCAUGGCCCUCGACCCUCAGCCCAAGUGGAAGGAUCACGACAUGCUGAUUCUCCGCAAGCUGGUCUAUCAGGAGCAGAAGAACGAGAAGUUCCGAAACGGAGAUGGAGAGCUUUCUGGACCUAGACGUGGUCGUGGCAACUUCAGAGGUGGCCGUGGUGGUAACCGUGGUGGCUCUGAUAACUGGAAGGAUCGUCGGGAUCGUGAUCAGAAGAAUGGCCACCGGGACCAGCGCGGCCGUGGACGUGGCCGAGGUCGGGGUAACCGGGGCCGAGGCAGAGACCAUGGUGGCUCGCGUCGAGACCAGGAGGAUGAGAAGCCCAAGGUCCAGCCUAGCGGUGACGGCAGGCCCAAGAUCCACACCAGCGAGGACAAGCCUUCGGAAAAUAAGACCAAUGGCAAGCGUACUCGCGACGAAGACGGCCAGGGGGCUCCUCCUGCCAAGAAGGUUGACACCAAGGAGGCUGCUACUGAGGCAUCAUGA